GGCACAAUUCAAUUACUCUGUCAUGUGAAGCCUGGUGUCAGUGCGAAUCGCGAGGGCAUUGCUGCCAUUUCAGACGAGCGCAUCCAGCUAUGUGUUGCAGCCCAGACAAGAGACGGCGAGGCCAACAAAGCUGUGAGGCGAGUCGUUGCCGGUGCGCUUGGAGUACCAAAGUCUGAUGUCGAGGUUAUCAAGGGUAUGAAGAGCAGGGAUAAGACGGUGGCUAUU
Messenger RNA from Bipolaris maydis ATCC 48331, 225 nucleotides. RefSeq lists its product as uncharacterized. The record is from RefSeq and is a predicted model, not a curated record. Gene Ontology annotation, cellular component: cytoplasm. NCBI's taxonomy places the organism in Eukaryota, Fungi, Ascomycota, Dothideomycetes, Pleosporales, Pleosporaceae.